GCUACAACAAGUGACAUCAAGUGCGAAUCCGCAUACAGUAUCCGCGGUUCAGAUACACAAUCAUGCGUGUGCGAGCACUGGGGAGAUAACUCAGUCUCAGUGCAGUCCCGAAGAAAAGAAAAGGUCGUCUUUUCAGUGUCAGUUCGUGUACACUGUCCAACCUCCACUGCUCCAGUGCAGAGCUCCCUAUAUCCGCACCAUUCCAAAGCAGUUGCAAGGCCGCCACGUGUCGUUCUUGUUUCUCCAGCUAGCUAUCCCUAGGCCCUGUCAGCUAGCUGCUAGCUGCUAGCAAACAAAACUGCACUAGUAGAUCUACUAGUACUGAGUACUGUGCGUUCGAUGGUAGACCUUCACAUGUAGUGGAUCUACGAGGUCAGCUGCUGCACAGGUCUAGCUACGUCUAUCCUCUCUCGACGCCAUUUUCAUCUCUUUUGCAAGAAGAUUGUUAUUUUUUUGCGUGCGGACGAUUUGACAGGUCAUACUGCCAUUACUGGUGCGGUGAGUCCGCGUGGCUUGAUGUCGUGAGUGGGAACGGCACGGACAGGAGCUUGUGGCUGUCACAGGAGUCGCUACUUCUGCCAUUCGGGGUAGACUGAAUUUUGGGCGUGCACGUACUGCUAAUGCAAUCUUUCACCAUGUAUCGGGCCACACUACCAACAGUUAGUUUCAAGCAAAUCCGAGAAGAUGGCGUCCGCUCGCAAUCAUCAUGAGGAGCGCUCUCUCCUAAAGAAUUCUGGGAACAGUUCAGAUUCCUCUAGCGACAUGGAGGAAGGUUUCGCUACCAGUGGAUCUGUGCAGCAGCCGGCAACUCGCCCGCGAGGUAGGCGAGCGGCCAACAAUUUGGAGCAAAAAAUCACGAUUCCAGAAGAUGAUAGAGAGCAGGUGUUCUCGUUUCGCAAGCUAUGGGCAUUCACAGGGCCCGGAUUUCUGAUGAGCAUCGCCUAUCUUGACCCAGGGAAUAUCGAGUCCGACAUGCAGUCUGGCGGUGCUGCCGGAUUUCACCUGCUAUGGUUGCUGUUCACUGCCACGUGCAUGGGUCUGUUGCUGCAGCGCCUAGCAGCAAGACUGGGUGUUACUAGCGGGCAACAUCUAGCAGAACUGUGCAGACAACAGUAUCCCCGUGUACCACGUAUUGUCCUCUGGCUCAUGAUCGAGCUGGCCAUUGUCGGAUCCGACAUGCAAGAAGUCAUCGGAACGGCCAUUGCCUAUUCGUUGCUUAGCAACGGCAAAAUCCCGUUGUAUGCAGGUGUGCUGAUCACCAUUGCCGAUACAUUCCUGUUCUUGUUUCUGGACAACUACGGUCUGCGCAAGUUGGAGGUAUUCUUCUGCACGCUGAUCACCAUCAUGGCGGUGACGUUUGGUUACGAGUAUAUUGUAGCAGCACCUAACCAGGCAGAGGUGAUGAAGGGCAUGGUCAUACCAUGGUGUUCGCACUGUGACAGCGCUGCUAUCCAGCAAGCCGUGGGCAUCAUCGGUGCCGUCAUCAUGCCGCAUAACUUCUACCUUCACUCCGCGCUGGUGCGCAGCCGUGACGUCGAUCGGUCGUCGGCCAAGAAAGUCAAGGAGGCCAACUUCUACUUCUUCAUCGAGUCGGCCAUCGCGCUCUUGGUGUCCUUUGUCAUCAACCUGUUUGUAGUGUGUGUGUUUGCUGAGACUUUCUUCAACGUACCAGCCAUGACAAUCAUCGAGGAAUACAACUGCACUGCCCUUGGCAAUGCUUCCAGCUUCAGCAACACUAGCUCCUUUGAUCUGGACUUGCGCAAGGGAGGGAUCUUCUUGGGUUGUCGUUUUGGCGAUGUAGCCAAGUACAUAUGGGCAGUAGGUAUACUGGCGGCCGGCCAGAGUUCUACCAUGACUGGUACGUAUGCUGGGCAGUUUGCCAUGGAAGGGUUUCUGAACAUCAGCUGGAGUCGCUGGAAGCGUGUGCUCCUGACCAGGUCUAUAGCAAUUGCACCGACAUUGUUCGUUGCCGUCUCGACGGGAAUCGACGAUCUCACUGGCUUGAACGACUGGCUGAAUGUCCUGCAAUCCAUUCUUCUACCGUUUGCCGUGCUCCCUGUACUGCACUUUGCCUCUAGCAAGGCUGUGAUGCGUGAGUUUAGAGCGGGUCUUCCUAUGCAGAUUGCCAUGUGGAUGAUGGCCAUCCUGGUGAUGGGAAUCAAUGUCUACUUUACGUUUAGCUUCCUGCAUGGCCUGUAUGGCACGCUUCCGUCAACCGGUGCACGUGUCGGGGUCAUCAUGGGCGUGGGUAUUUUCUUUGCCAUCUACACUGGUUUAGUAGUGUACCUAGUGCUGUCUAUAAUUUCACUCAAGUCGCCACGUCUGCAAGACAGGCUUGGCCAGACGACCGAUAUGUAUGAAGUCCUGCACGGCUUCUUGGGAUUGUCCGAUUCCGAGGACGGAGAGUCGGCGACAGAGCUGGUGCAGUCGGAUCGCGGAUCUGACGACUGACGGCACCGCGCGCCCUGUCAUUUGUUACGCUGCAGCACUGUGACGUGUUUGUAUCACGCUUUGCCGUGUGCGGUCCUAGUCUGGGAAGUGCUUAGCUGCCGAGUACUUGGUAUGCUGAGCUGGUUUCCAGGCUGCAUGAGAUCAAAGUUAUUCUGUGUGAUAAUUGCAAGUUAAUUUAUUUUCUCCUUCGACUGACAAUGCAUGUGUCCGAAGUAUGCUGACUGCAAUAUUUUCAAUUGCCUUUGCAGUAUAAUUCAUCCAUCUCUCCUUACUCUUCUUCUCCGUGCGCUCUCACUUUAUUAGUAUAAUUGAUGUUCAGUUUGGUCAAUUAGGGUUCUGAAUACAAGACAUCGGAAUCCCACGCUAGCAUUUUUGAACUUCACCAAUCCGGAUAUGUGGAAGGUGGAAUAUUUUGAUUUUCUUACCCUGAUAAUCAUGAUGUUGCCAUUAUUAUUAAUUUUGUUUGGCUUUUUUACAUGGUACAUGCUCACUGAACUUGGUAUCCAAUUCUUGUUGUUGCAUGUGUUGUUGCAGUCCAAGAUGGUAAUAGGGAAUGGCGUCAUGCCUGUAACCAGUGUUUUUAAGAGCUUUGUAGUUCAAUUCAUGCUAAGAAGAGUAUUAUGCUCGUAUGUACUCUUGAUACCCUUUUCUAUUCCCUCAACUACUGAGUACUCUUGAUAAUUAAUGAUUUUUAACACACUCUAGUGCAUUGAUUUAUACAUGUACUUUGAAGCUAUCAUCGAGUUUAGAUUUUGCUAUUCGAGGAUUCAGUUAUUUGCAUUAUGUUUUGGAUUUCGACAAGCCAGUCGGCUAGUGGUGCUUUGAAGCAGAAUGAAUUAUUAUGUUGUA
Messenger RNA from Sycon ciliatum, 3300 nucleotides. RefSeq names its product natural resistance-associated macrophage protein 2-like. Gene Ontology annotation, molecular function: cadmium ion transmembrane transporter activity; manganese ion transmembrane transporter activity; iron ion transmembrane transporter activity. Lineage: Eukaryota; Metazoa; Porifera; Calcarea; Leucosolenida; Sycettidae. Gene Ontology annotation, cellular component: membrane. The coding region runs from base 685 to 2451 and encodes 588 amino acids. The transcript has a single exon. Gene Ontology annotation, biological process: metal ion transport. The record is from RefSeq and is a predicted model, not a curated record.